Messenger RNA from Macrosteles quadrilineatus (aster leafhopper), 4831 nucleotides. RefSeq names its product ATP-dependent zinc metalloprotease YME1L-like. Gene Ontology annotation, biological process: mitochondrion organization; protein quality control for misfolded or incompletely synthesized proteins. Gene Ontology annotation, cellular component: mitochondrial inner membrane. The transcript has 15 exons. The record is from RefSeq and is a predicted model, not a curated record. NCBI's taxonomy places the organism in Eukaryota, Metazoa, Arthropoda, Insecta, Hemiptera, Cicadellidae. Bases 179 to 2410 code for a protein of 743 amino acids. Gene Ontology annotation, molecular function: ATP binding; ATP-dependent peptidase activity; ATP hydrolysis activity.
GAAAUUUUUAUAAUAUUGAGAUAGAAAAAUUGAAUUAAAGUAAACUGGUGUUGGUGUGAUUGUGAUAUUGUGAUAUAAAAUAUUUCAUGUCAUGUCUCGUUGAUACUUCUGUACAUAAUAGAAGUUGACGCUAUUUACUUGUUUAUGUAUGAGUGUUGGUUAACAAUUUAAAUUUGCAAUGUUCACACUUCAAGUUCACAAUCAGGCUUUGGUUUUGAACGCAGUGAAUCCAAGGAGCUACUUAUCCCUGAGAAGAUUCAAUUUACCAGAAGAAAGACUGGAAAAAAGUAUAUGUGAGGCUGCCAAAAACUGCACCGAAAUCAAUCUGAAAGAGGUUCCAAUCCAGGCACUUAAGUCUCCACUUCUAAAUAAUAAUGCUAAUGAAAUACUUCGUCCAUCAAGAGUUAAAAAGUCUCAAGACAUGACUGGUUUUGUGCAGAACGCCCUUAAACAGACUAUCGAACAAAAUCCUGUGUUUCGGGAUAAGAUAAGAGUUAUAACGGAUAAAAGCAAUAUGAAAAUUACGUCGCAACUAGCAAAGUCUUUGGCCAAUAAAAUUGUUUUCUCAUCAGGCCCCUCAAACAUAUAUUUUCAGAUAAGAAACUUCAAGACUGAUAGAAGUAUUAGCGCUGAAACUCUACGAAACCCUAGUCUUAUUACAAGGGUGCGAUCCAUCCUAGGAAUAGAAGAAAAUUCUACGCCAACAAUGAAAGAUGAUAAACUUAUUAUAGGAUCAGCGGAAUUGGAUAGAAUGAAAACAAUGAUGGCUGAUGAAGGUCUAAGUUUGGAAGAGCAGCAGAAGAUAAAAGUUGCUUUUGCUGAGGGCUACUUAGCCUGCCAUGGCAACAAGAAUCAGAGCAAAACAGUAAAGUGGCUUAAAGUUCUCCAACAUGUCUUAACAAUCAUCCUCUUUUUUGGAAUUUUUGUCUCUCUCAUGGGUAAGAGAAAAUCUAGUGCAAGUGGCUCAGUGUUCCGUAUCCAGUUGGGAAACCAAUCUGAAGUAGAUCCAGAAGAAAUAAAUGUGACUUUUAAUGAUGUUAAAGGAGUUGAUGAGGCCAAGCAAGAACUCAAAGAUGUUGUGGAGUUUCUUAAGAACCCUGAAAAGUUUUCAUCAUUGGGGGGGAAGUUGCCAAAGGGUGUUCUGCUGGUGGGACCUCCAGGCACAGGAAAAACAUUGUUGGCAAGGGCCGUUGCUGGGGAAGCAGGAGUACCAUUUUUCCAUGCUGCAGGACCAGAAUUUGAUGAAAUCCUUGUGGGACAGGGUGCUAGAAGAGUCCGAGACCUGUUCAAAGCGGCGAAGGAGAGGGCUCCCUGCGUGAUAUUUAUUGAUGAAAUCGACUCAGUUGGAGCAAAAAGAACGAAUGCUGUUCUUCACCCGUACGCAAACCAAACCAUCAACCAGCUUCUGUCAGAAAUGGAUGGGUUUCACCAGAAUGAGGGAGUAAUUGUUCUGGGAGCUACAAAUCGUCGUGAAGAUUUGGACAAAGCUUUGCUCAGACCGGGAAGAUUUGAUGUUGAAGUUAAUGUCCCGGCACCUGAUUACUCGGGCCGCAAGGAGAUUCUCACCAUGUACCUGGGUCGCAUUCGCUCCAAGAACGUAGAUGUCGACAUCCUAGCUCGUGGAACAACCGGCUUUACCGGAGCUGACCUUGAGAACAUGAUCAAUCAAGCAGCCUUGCGCGCAGCCAUUGAUGGGGCUGACUUUGUAACAAUGAAAUACCUCGAAGUAGCCAGGGAUAAAGUCAUUAUGGGGCCGGAGAGAAAGUCUCGUAUCAUGGAUGAUGAAACAAACGAGAUAACAGCCUACCACGAGGGAGGUCAUGCUGUGGUUGCUUACUACACGAAGGACUCACAUCCCUUACACAAAGUCACAAUCAUCCCUAGAGGCCCGUCACUUGGACAUACAGCCUAUAUCCCUGAGAAGGAACGCUACCAUGUGACCAAGUCCCAGCUACUAGCUAUGAUGGAUACCAUGAUGGGAGGUCGAGCUGCGGAGGAACUUAUCUUUGGCGCAGACAAGAUUACCUCUGGGGCCUCCAGUGAUCUUAAGCAAGCUACUGCGAUUGCGACUCAUAUGGUUAAAGACUGGGGGAUGUCAGAAAAAGCAGGUUUACGAACCCAUGACACAGAUAAACAGGGCUUGAUUCAGAUCAAUGAAUUGAGUCCCUCCACAUCAGCAGUUCUCGAUAACGAAAUCCAAAGGAUACUGCAGGAAUCUUACGAGCGGGCAAAAUUGAUUCUCAAAAAUCACCAGAAGGAACACAAAUUGCUUGCAGAAGCACUUUUGAAAUAUGAAACCCUUGACGCAGAUGACAUCAAAGCGAUAAUGUCAGGGAAAAAAGAACCUGAGAAGGAUUUAGCCUCCAGGAAGGAACCACAGAAGAAAGAACCGACUAGUACAACAUCAUGAACUAGAAAACCACUAAUUUUUGUUCUCUUUCAGUUAAAUAUGUUGAAGCUUUUUUUCGUUUUAUUUUGCAACUGAUAAGUUGGAACAUUGCAUUUGAAUAGCUUUGCCUUAACAUUUGUUGUUUGUAUAAUGUACUUAUUAUAUUAUGAAUGCAAAGUUGUUGAAAUUUCAGGUUGUGUUUUGAAAUGCAGGUCCUUAUCUUUGAUAUUAUAUGCCUCUGUAAUUUUUUUUUAUAUGUUAAGAAUUUUCACUUCUCUACUCACGCACAUUUACGGCCAUAGCUUGACUUUUCUAGGGUCUUGAUGAUUUAACUGUACAUGCCUUUUCUAUGAUAGCCAUUAUAAAAUUAACAUUUUUUUAUAAAUUUAAGUGAACGUGUCUCAUUACCAAAUGUAAAUCACAAAUUAUUAUGUAGAAAACCAGAGGGAUGUAACACAUUAAAGUGGUACCUGUAUUUCUUUGGCUUUGGGUUCUUGUAUCACUGAAAUUUGAUUUAGUAAAUACAACUAAAACUCAUGGGGAAUCAUUAUAUUGUUGUUGUAAAAGUUACAAUAGUUGUUGUAAAAGUUACAAUAUUUCUUUUUCUUGUUUCUUUGUUCUUUUUCUUACUAUUUUGUUUCAAUACUCAUGUUAAGUUUGAUUAGAAGUUUUCAACUAGGUAUUGAUUUUUUAGAAUUCAAGGUCCCGCUAAACUGAACUUUAUAAAUUUUAACAUACCAUUUGUUGAAGGGGUUUUGUUAAAAAAUUUGUCUGGAGUUCAAAGUUCACAACAAAAAAGCUGGGGUGCUCAUUUUUUUUGUGAAAUAUAAAAUCUAGGUAUUUUUUAAUUAAUUUUUAAAAUUUUAAGCAUGAUGUUAUAUAAAAUACAGUAUCGUAAUUUUGUUGGACACAAACGUUAAGACUUCGUCAAGUGAAAUAAUUACGUGAAUUCAAAUUUUAUUUAAGUAAACACAAUGAGUCAGCAAUGUUGAUGUCAAAAAUAUAGGGAAUUGCAGUUACGUUUUGUUGUUUUUAACACCAUAACCUUUUUCAGUAUUAUAUUAUGUGAACUGUGCAAGGGUUCUGUACUUUACUAAAUUAACACAUUUAUUUAUUUUUAAACUCUUCUUAAAACACUCAUCAUCCAAUCAUCCUUUGUCUUACUAUUACUGUGGCUAUUCCAAGCAAUCGGGUUAUUCACACAUCGUCCAGUUCAAAUCAGCUCAGGUUAGCCUGAUUCUAUUAUGUUUCUUCCGUUUACUAUAUGAAAAAGCAAACAUUUAUCAAUCAAUUUAAACUCAGCGAACUUCAGAUCACACUGUGCCUUCUGUUGCACCGUUGACAUUGACUGGCGACUGGCCAUAUAUAUGAGUCACAACAGCUGUCUUUUUGUGCACCUUUUUUUCUUGCUACACACAAAACGAAACUUAGUAGUAUUUCAACUCAAAUUUGACAGUUAAAUUGUUUAGUUAUCUUGAAUAGUUAUCUAAAAAAACUCCAAGCAAUGACCGUUUUAAAUCCCACCAUUCUUUUUCAGAUAAAUCCGGUAUAAUUCAUAUAAAUAUUUUUUUAUCAAAAUUUUACUCCCUUUUAAAUAUAAUUACUGUUCUGCUUUUUCAUAAAAUGUUAUCACUCAUUGUUUUGGCAUUUUUAACCAAACCAAAUUACCAACGACUCUAGUCUGUGAUAUUCCUUUGUAACACUAAAACUAGAUUGUAAAAUUUUUCAAUUCACAAUUAUAAUUUUAGAAAAUCUCACAGUUUUACGCUUUGGUAUGUACAUGUAUAGCUAACUAAAUACUAGGUAAAUUUACAUAAAAGAUAGGUCAGUAUUCAAUUAGGGGGUAUGGUUCUUGAAUUUAGAAACGGUUAAGUUUUUUUGAACAUUUUAUUCAUAGGUUUAUAAGUGAAUUUAUGAUCUUAAUAUAAAAAAUGUUAAAGUACAACUUAAUUAUUUAAACAUAAUAAAAUGCAACGUAAUGACUGAUUUAAAUGCCACAUUGAUGGACAUGUAAAUGCUUUAACAAAUAACACAACAUAAUAUAAUAUAUAUCAUUUUACAUAAUAGCUACACGAGUGUUUGUUAGUACCAUAAGAAUCUUUUAGUUUUUAAGUUGUUUUGUUGUCUACCUUGGUUACCUGUUAGUGUUUGAAGAUAUUUGUUUGUUGUUCACUCAGAUGCAUAGUUGUUGGCUUUAAUAUUUUCAUAAUUGUAACUUUUUAUGAGGGCUACAAAAGCCAGCACUAUGAACAUUCCAGUUUUCAACGUUUACAUAAUACUAAUAAAUACUCAUUCUCCAUUAAGAACAUCUAAAAAAACAUGUAUUUUUUCAAAACAACAGGGUUUGUUUGAAAGAAAAUGAGAAAUUUCAGUGUACCUAUUAUUUUUCCCAAAAAUGUACAUGCUGUAAAAGUUAUGAAAAUAAACAAUUGUUGUAUAUAA